Messenger RNA from Ooceraea biroi (clonal raider ant), 3782 nucleotides. Its product is annotated as odorant receptor 24a. Gene Ontology annotation, cellular component: plasma membrane. NCBI's taxonomy places the organism in Eukaryota, Metazoa, Arthropoda, Insecta, Hymenoptera, Formicidae. The record is from RefSeq and is a predicted model, not a curated record. Gene Ontology annotation, biological process: sensory perception of smell; detection of chemical stimulus involved in sensory perception of smell. Gene Ontology annotation, molecular function: olfactory receptor activity; odorant binding.
UAUUCGACCGUUUCCAGACUUUUGGUACAACCUGUAUAAUACAGUAAAUAUUCUAUGUGUAUUUAUUGUAUUAAUGUACUACUUCUGAGAGUGAAAAUCCGUCACCCCGAAUAUGUACACUCUGUUACGAAUAAUACUAAAAGGAUAAGUUUUCUAUAUUAUUCAAACUUCUUUUACUUAUAACUUUUUAAUAAACAACGAGCGACAGCUAAAACCUUCUGCGGAUUACUCAGGGGGGUGAUCUUUGUAAUAUAUGUCAAAGUGAAGUUCUUGUUUGGCGCGGAGAGCUGAAAAUUCAUGCGAAUCCAUUACACUUCUUUUGUUAAUAACUUUUUAAUAAACAACGAGCAGUGUUGUAAAAUGAAAAAAGGAUAGAAAACAGAUGCCGUGUAGCGUUCUCCCUUUACCAAAAGAAGAAUAAAAAGAAAGAAGAUACACGGCACCUACUUUCCGUCUCUUUCUACCCGAUCUUCAGGCUUCGCGCACUCGAUCUACGGUGGCCGACGAAGGUGUACGGCAAAUGAACUAUUAACUUAAAAUUUGUAUCAACCUAUGUAAUAAGAUUAAAUUUAUAUAACGAUUCAACCAAUUAGGACAAAAUUUGAAUUUAUUUCACUUUGUUCUAAUUAUAAACGAAUCGCAAUGUAAUUUCAAUCUCAGUGCAGUUUGAUACAGGCAAUAUUAAUACAAAUGUCUAUAUAAAAGCAACUAUUUCAAUAUCUUACACAUUUGCAGCAAUUAUGUUGGCUAAAUUAUCUGAAUGUUAUCCUAGAUUAUUUAGUAAAGAUAACACUUUUUUCAUCUAGGAUGCAGAUAAAGGUAAUAUAUAAUUUUUAUUUUCUAUAUAAAAGAAGAUAUGUAACGCCAAAACUUCAUCUAGAUGAUCAUUUAUAUUAUUUUAUCUAGAUAAGAACAAACAUUAAUAACGAGCAACGACUAAAACUUUUUACGGGUUACUCAGGAGGGUGACUUCUAUAUAAUAUAUCUCAAGGUCAAGGUCAUAGGAGAUGGGUCCCCUUUUGUCAAGGUUUACCAGGAUAUGAUUAGAAAAUCACCUUAUAGGAAAACGGUGAGAUUCACAGAACAUAUCAAAUAAAUAUUCAUAUUUAAAAACAUACAUUCUUAUCCGAAAUACAAGAUUUAUAGAUACAUACAUAUAUUGGGUUGUAACACACAGUCUGUUUGAUAAGAAAAUGUACGGCAGUCUAUACACAAGGAGAACGUGAUCAGUUUAAUUUAUAGAAAAAUUUGUUCUUAAACCUGAAAAUGCAUCCAUUCUAUUCCAUCCGAUUAAAACUAAAAUGCUUUCAUAUUAAUAAUGUGUGCAGUCACCACCGUUGUCAAUAAUUGCCUGACAUCCUCGAGGCUAUCACUUUCCACUAACUUGGCAGUGUAUUCUGGCGACAAAGAUCUCUAUAUCAGAUGACUAUGUAUUGUACGUAAUACUAAGUAAUUGCUUCGCCUUUAUACUUUUUUUCCACGAAGUUUGUGCUUUAUGUAUGCCUAAACGUUUUCAAUUCGAUUAGCACCGAGCGACUAUAAUUGCCACGGAACGCGGUUCCGAAUCGUAAUGCACAUGCGGCACUUAUGGCAAAAUUUAUCUUUCGAUCAUGAAGCUCGAACGACAAUUGAAGCUUUCUCUACAAACCAUCUUAGAGAAAGGGUUCCAUUAAAAUUUACCGGCUCCCAUUGAAAUUUCCCGUCUAAUGGCUUCCUUGUCAAAGUUUCACCAGACACUCUCUUAUCAAACAGAUUGUAUAUUCCACCCGCUUUUUUAGUAUUUCUAAUAAUGAAUAUAUGUUAUACUAUUAUACUUAAAUAUUAAAAUCAUUAUAAAACAUUACAACAAUUAAACAUUAAAAAACCGGGACGACUAUCUGUUGCAAUUCAAUAAAUACGUGUUUUUCAAAAAUUUGAGGAUGCAAUUCAACAUUCGUUUCAAACGUAAUAAGGUGUAGAUAUAAUGAUAUGUUAAAUAAUUACCAUCAUAUCAAAACUGACGUGUAUGUGACGUGAUCAACCAGGUAACGCUUCUUUUGAGAAACAUGUGCACGUUACGAAUGCGCGGACUAUAAUGAAGAACGCGAAGACGUACUGCAUGGAAAAAUCAAUUGCGCUUGCGCGGACUUUGGUCAAGACAUCAUGCAAUGACUUUUUUCUGUGAGAAAUACAUAUUCGUUGUACGUAUGGCGCCAAAUCGGUUAAACGCCCGCUUUUCUCUCCCGUGUAAAUUGUGAGCAAAUUAUUUCUAUAGCAGCUUAUAUUACAUCUUGAUAUUUCAUGUUACCUUCAUCGGUAUAUUUAUGUUAAAUUAAGGAAUUUUACCUUGAAAAAUACGCUAGAAGAAAAAUAUCAUAUAAUAUUCUUUAUUCGAAGACAGAAAUAGCUAAAAUCGCUUUAUCGCGAUAUAUCGCUGCCAAAUGCGUGUGGAAACCCGACCAAGAGUGAUCUAUGUGAGAUAUGGAUACUCAAUUUCUUUAUAUUCAUCGACUUUCUCUGGCCGCAAUUGGGUUAUGGCCUUACCAUCGAACAAUGCUUGUUCAACUUCAGUCUUGUGUAUUUUGUCUUAUUAUGAUUAGCUUCAUUAUAUUUCAGUUUACAACAUUUCUAACUACAGAAUGGACUAUUGAUCUUAUUGUUGAAAUUCUUUCUACAUCAUUCUGUGUUCUUUUGAGCGUAAUUCACUAUAAUUUUCUUUGGAUUAACUCACGUCUUGUGAAGCAUGUAUUGGAAAAUCUUCAGUACGUCUGCAGCGAGUUAAAGGAUGAAAACGAAAUUGCUAUAAUAAAAAGAUAUGGACACAUUGCAAAAUAUCUUGCAAUUGGAUUAAUAUUGUUGGGCAUGUGUUGUUUAAUCAUCUUUACUCUUGUGCCAAUUCUGCCACGGAUUUUCGACAUCUUUUUCCUCGUAAAUAAAUCCGAGCCAUAUCGCUAUAUAUAUAUGAAAACUGAAUAUUUUAUUGAUCAAGAAAAAUACUUUUAUUUUAUUUUGCUGCAUCUGUACGCAGUCCUGUACAUAGGAGGAGCUACAUUAGUAGUAGCAGGAAUAGUUUUGACAGGAUACUUUACAUAUUUUUGUGGAUUAUUUAACAUUGCCAGUUAUCGUAUCAAACAGGCAAUGCAGAUAAUAAAUAGUGACAAAAUAUGUAAUUGGAAGAACAAGAGGGAUAUCGACAAAAAGAUAAGUCAUGCAGUGGACAUUCAUCGCACAGGUCUUGAGAUUAUUGAAUUCUAUCUAUAUAACUGCGAGGGAGCAUAUUUUCUUAUAGUAACGAUUAUUGUAAUUUCUUUGAGCCUCAAUCUGUUUGGACUCUUUCAAGCCGCUUGUUUUGUACAUAGGAUGGAAGAUAUCGUAUUACACUGUAUUUUUGCGGUUGGCAUUUUAGGAUGUUCAUUAGCAGCCAACUACAUUGGUCAAACAGUUACAGAUCACUAUAAUUACAUAUUUUCAACAGCAUAUAACGUUCGAUGGUACAUUGCACCUGUACGCGUGCAAAGAUUAAUAUUGUUUCUUUUGCAAAGGGGCACUAAGUCUUAUACCAUAAAAUUAGGUGGCCUUUAUACACUAUCUUUAGAAAACUUUGCCACGCUAUCAACUGCAUCACUGUCGUAUUUUACUGUUAUAUAUUCUACACAAAAGUGAUAUUAAUCUUAAUCAGCUAAUAUUAUGUUAAAACCAACUAGUAAACUCGAAGAUGAGUUUCCAUUCUUAAUAGUUCUGUUCUGAAAUAACUAAGUGCUUGAAAUUGUUAGAAAAUGAAUAAAGAAACUGGUACAUCUCUA